GGCAACGUUGUCGGGAGAGACGUGUUACUGUGGUCAUUAUGGGAUGGAAGGGCUUGUGGCCAGGGAGUGUCCAGACAUCUCUACUAAAGGGGAGUCAGACACAGUUCCACAAAACAACUCUACAGGGUGGUGUUGUGACUCUGUCUGUCUGCCGUGUGGAGAUGGGAAGGACAUGUUGGCUGUAUACAGAACACUGGGGCCUUACAUCCGGAAUGUCAGCCUGGAAGUACUGACUGACACAGUGCAUGCUGGGAAGCCUUUCCUCUUGGAGGUUUCUGGAUACCUGGCGGCUCCUCCCACUCAGCCUACAGGGAUAUAUGGCCUGGAAGGAGAGAACCUAUCAUCUGUGGAUGUUCAAUUCAGUGGGAAGGCCCACAAAGGUCAAAGUUCACACAGCGUCAUCGUCCAGGACGAUGGCUUCUUCACCUUCUCCUCUGAUUGGAUGCUGGAAAACCCUGGAACAUACCAAAUUAAGAUCUCAGUCUCCAACCUCCUCUCCCAGCUCUUCUCCUCCCUCUAUCUCUCCGUCUUUCGUCCCUCUCCAGAGGGGUUGGAGGUCAGCCUGGUCCAGGGGCAAGGGGGUACCCCCUCCUGCCUGCCCUACCCAGCCCAGGACACCCUAUCCCGGACUCUGGAGAAGGCCUACCUGGGUGAUACCCUCACCCUCCAGGCAUAUGUAGGAGCUGGAAUCAGGGUGAAGUUCCACUGGAGAUUCAUCAGUGAUAAUGAAAAGGAAGAGGAAGAGGAGGGGAAGAGGAGGGAUGUAAAGUUAGACUGCCUUCCUGAUUCUGAUUGUCUGAGCAGCACUGUGAGCCAACUGUUUAAAACUGAGGGGAUUCACACUGUCAAGGUCAAUGCUUCCAAUAAAUAUGGCUGGACUGAGAAAACCAUCCAUAUUGCGGUGGUGAGGCGUGUUGUGUGUGAUUUGACUCUGGAGAGUCGGUCUGGGUACCAUCUGGCUGCUGGUCAGAACAUUUCUGUGGACCUGCAGCUCUACACCACGCAGAGACAGAGCCUAAUGCUCAACCUCACACUGACCUACCAGGGAAAACACAGCGUCAACCAAGACCAUGUCCACAACCUCAACCAAACCUUCAAUCAUGACGAUGCUGACCAUGAAAACAAUCAAAACCAUGACCAAGCAGAAGAUCACUACCUCAAUCAAAAUCAAACCUACAGUCAUGAACUUGACCACUUCUACAACUUUACUCUAGCGCUUGAACUCAACCACAACCAAACCCAUGGUCAUGACAAUGACGAUCACACCGUGUCCCUCCAAUUCACCCACACCCUCUCCCUGUCCUCCUACCCCCAGCUCUCUAGCCCCCUGCACCUCUGCUCCUCCUAUGGCCUGACCAGCUGCCACCUCCAGUUCCACCUGCACUACCCCCUCCCCUCCACCGUGGGACAGUAUACCCUCUCAGCCACAGUCUUCUCCCUCUCUGAUUCUGCUGUGCCGCUACUCUCCGCCUGUCUCCCUUGCCCCCUGGUGGUGUACGACCGCAUACGCACCCUCUGGCCGGCUGGAACGUGGAGCGCUGUGGUUCCGUCACGGUCAGAACUCAACCUCACGGUCACCAGCCAGGCUGACCGCAUGGGUUCUAAGGUGCUUUGGACAGUUGCUAGGGGCAACACUACUGUGCUCAACAGGAUCACUGAGGGCUGGACCGUGACCAUGACAUUCUCGAUCGCAGGGACCUAUCUGGUCACGGUCAAAGCCUUCAACCCAAUCAGCUGGGUUGGCUUCCACACACACUUCCUGGUCCAAGAUCCAGUCGGAGAAUUUUUGUUGAACAUUCCAAGAGUAGUCACGGUCAACUGUCCGACCGCAGCGUUGUUCACCGUCACAACAGGGUCGAACAUGUCUGUGGUGGUGUUAACGAACACAUCCGUGCUGUACCAGAACAACAGCUACACAGCAGGGGAGGAGGUGACUGUGGGUUUGUUGUUUGACUGUACUGGGACCACUGAGGUUAAGGUCAGAGCUGAGAACCUAGUCUCCUCUGAGAACAGGUCCGUGAACGUGUGUGUUCAGCUGGUCAGAAAGUGGUCACACACGGUCACCAUGGACAUAACUCUACCACCUGUCACCUGCCCGAGCCUAGCCCUCAGUACCAAGGUAAAUGGAGCUUUGAUAUUAGCACAUGAGGUAACCACGGAGGAGCCAAUUGGUGACGUCCUCUUAGUGUUGGCCACACCUGCCGUGAUCCGAUUAGCUGACUUCAUCAACGCAACAGCUUUAGUGGUCAGAGGCGGGGCCAUGGUGUUUGAGUGGCAGGUGUCUCUCCCAGAAUUCACCACUCACAGUCACACAGACAGGAACACCAGUGUGAGCUCCCUUCAUCUCCAGGCAGUUGUUCCAGGGAUGUAUAACAUUACCGUGACAACCUACUGUCUCCUGGGCCACACCUCAGUCAGCCGACACCUAGAGGUCAGGGUUCAUGGCCCCGUGGGUCAAGUUCAGGUCCAGUACCCAUUUGGGUCGGAUAGGGCAGCGCUCCACCUGCAGGCUGUUGGGACCUACGCCACGUCCCUCCUCCUGUUCAGAGGACACUCCUUCUCCCACAGCGCCCAUUUUGUUUUUGACUUCGGAGACGGGUUGCCAACUUCAUAUGUGAACGGUGUCUCUCAUUCGCUGGGAAAUACUGCAUCCACCUAUCACCAGUUCACUAAAGAGGGAGUGUUCCAGAUCAGAGUGUGGGCCUAUAAUGAGUUCUACAGAAGUAUGGCUACGGAACGUGUGUUCUAUGUAGAGAAGGUUCCAGCGGGUCUAGACCUCUCUGCCCACUCAAGUGUGGUUCAUAAGAACCAGGUGGUUCUCUUUGAGGCUCUGUUAGAACAGGGAACUAAUGUCUCAUACACCUGGAGUAUGGGAGACCAGACCACCUAUGUCAAUGCAGGUGCUGUAGUGUCCCACGUGUUCCUGUCUCUGGGUGCAUUUGAGGUGUGUGUGUUGGCUGAGAACAAAGUGGGGAGUGUGAGCCACUGUGUCCCCGUCUCUGUGCUGCACCGGAUGCAAUCUGUGAGUAUCCACACAGAGAAGCAGGCGUAUGCCACAAACACUGAUAUAACAUUCCUGGCCCGGACAGAAGAACCGGACCCUGUGGAAUUCCUCUGGCACUUUGGAGAUUCCCGACCCCUUCGGACCACGUCACGCUCCUUAAAAAAGACAUACCACACACCUGACAGGUACAGUGUGGUGGUGGUAGCCUCCAACGGACUGAGCUCCUUCACCUCCGAGGUGCAUCCUGUCCUGGUCCAGAGAGCUGUGCGUCCUAACAGAUUGCUCCUCCAGCCAUCUGUGGUUCUGAACCACACCGCCAGCUUCACCUGUAGGGUCAACUCUGGAACCAACCUUUCAUACUCCUGGAGCUUUGGAGACGGAACCUCCAGGACGGGAGGGAACACAGAACAGCAUGUAUUCCACAGGACAGGAGAGUUCACGGUUGAGGUGACCGUGUCUAACCUGGUCAGCUCUGCCUCCCUGACCGCACAGAUGUUUGUGGUCGACCGCCCCUGUAAACCUCCAGCUGUUAAAAACAUGGGACCGCUCAAGAUACAGGCACGGAGGUAUGAGCCAGUGGGUCUGGGAGUGACGUAUGAGGCAGAGGUCCAGUGUGAUGUGUUCCAGGGUCUGGAGUACAACUGGUCUUUGUAUAACUCUACAGGCCUGCCUGUACCUCUACCUCCUGUUCACACAGACAGACAGAGCAUCACCCUACCCAGCUACUUCCUACACUAUGGUAUCUACACCGCUACAGCCAAGGUCCAGAUCGUUGGCAGUGUGGUGUACAGUAAUUACAGUGUAUGUGUGGAGGUGGUGCCCAGUCCUCUGGUCUCCUUCAUCCAUGGAGGCACCAACAUGUUCCUCAGCAGCAGAAACAGCAGCAUUAUCUCCCUAAACGGACAACUCUCCUAUGACCCCGACUACCCCAUGAACCACCUCAGCUAUAGCUGGACCUGUAAGCCAAUCAGUGCCAUCGACAGCUCCUGUUUCGACCAAUAUGUGCCCACCUCCUUCUCUGUGAUCGUGUUUCCAGUGGGGUUCCUGAAACAGGACUUUGACCAGUUCAGGUUCAUGCUCACGGUCCAGAGUGGAGAACGCUCAUCUACAGCUGACACCUUCAUCACGGUCACACCCAGUCUGCUCAGGAGAGUGUCAGUGUAUUGUUACCAGUGCCAGGGGGACGUAGUGAACUGGGACCAGUCGUUCUCAGUCAGAGCAGUGUGUGAUAGUUGUGGCCCCUCCCCCAGAACCAUCAGCUACACCUGGACUCUCUACCUGGUCGACUCUUCCAGUAAGGUGGACACAGACGUCCCCUUCUGCCACAGUGUGGAUCUGAGUAUUCCCUCCAACAUCAUUAGUGGCCCUACCUUUCCCCUGCCUCCAGCCCUGACUCUCACCCCUCCAUCAUCACCCCUGCACACACCCUCAAUCCCAGCCACCUUGGUGACCGGUCUGAUGUCAUCAAACGUGACCAGCCAAACUGAGAUACAAUCUACGACCCCCACAACUCCCGACCCAGUCCCCCUGCCUCCCUUCACCCCGUUGCCCCCCUUCCCCCUCUCUUCUCCAUCACCUGGUGGUCGCCCCCGGAAACAGAGGUCACAGGGUUCAGUAGAACUUCAGGGAAUCAAUAGCGCAGCUGGGAACAACCAAACACCAAACUACAGCCCUCCAUUUCUCUCUUUACCAAACCACAGUGUUUUGGCCAACCCUUCACCAAUCUCCUCCCCCGAGCCCAUCUCUGCUCCAAUCAGCUUCACUCCUGAUACACCUGAGCCAGACUUGGGAGGGUUUGACCCCAGUGGGCCCCCUUACCUCAUCUCAGAGUCCCCUGUAGUUACCUUAGACGAUGGCAGCAUCCUUUUCUCUGCCCCCCUCGGCCAGAGUGACAUCAUCGAGGAAUUCCCCAUCCAUCCCGAUUUUCCCAAUGACUACGACUUCCCUUUCCCCGUCCUGGAGAGUGGAGAUGUGCGUGGACGUCCUGUUGAGGGCUCCUUUCCUGGACAGUCAGUCAGUGGUGGAGCGUUAGGACACUUCCCCGGAUCAGAUCCCUCCACAGCAGAGACAAGCUGGGACCCCAAUGGAACACUAGAACCAUCAGGCAAUCAGACAGGCACAUAUAACUUCACUGAUGAUAAUGUUCCCUUCCUGGGGAUAGAGGAGGGAGACCCGGGAGCGUCAGUGGGCAGACCAACAGGUGUGGGUGGUGGGAACUCCGAGAGCUCAGAGGGUGACUCUGCUCCUGCUGUCCCGGGAUCAGCUGAGGAUGAGGGGAGUAACCUGAUGGACUCCAGCCCCUCCCUAGUGGUCCUUGACCCCACACUACUAGACCUGCCCAGAGAACUGUUAGAACCGGAGCUGUUUGAGUCCUACACAUACACAGGAAUCUCCUCUGCUCUCAUCACGUUCAGACCUUUCACUCUGCGAGCAGGAAGCAGAUACAUGUUGGAGGUCACAGCUAACUCCCACGAUGCAGUACUGGGGCGGACUCAGCUGUUCCUGUCCACUAGCCCCAGCCCCCAAGGGAUAACCUGUCAGGUGCAGCCUAGCAGUGGCUUCGAGAUACACACACACUUCAGCAUCUUCUGCACCUCUGGGAAAGAGGACCUGCUGUAUGAGUACAGUUUCAGUAUAGGAAACAGCCCUCCUAAGACCCUGUACCAAGGAAGAGACUUUCAGUACUUCUUCAACCUGCCAUCUGGAGACCCUCAGGAUGACUAUAAAGUCACUAUCUAUACAGAGGUCCGGAACAGGUUUGGAGCAGCAACUGCACCCUGUCCUGUAACUGUCACAGUCCACCCCAGCUUCAUCAGGAACACCUCCUCUAACUACAACCCUGAUAUGGAACUUUUUGAGUCAGGUUUGAGGAACUUGUCUGAUCUGGUCCAGUUGGGGAACAGUGUCGAGAUCCGUAACUACAUCAUCCUCCUGUCCAGCGUCCUCAACAGACUCAGCCAGGACCCCACAGCCAACACACACACUCAGUCACACACACGCACCGCACUCAUCAACGCUGUUUGUCAGCUCGACAUCAAUGACCAGCGGUCCAUGACAAACAACAUCUACAUGCUCAAAGACCUGAUGCACCUCACCCACCAGGUAUCGUUAGCCAGUGCCAGUGUGGUGGUGGGUCAAGUCCAGUCCAUCUCAGACCUGUUCCACCAGCCCAGUGUUCCUGUUCCCUACCUAUUGGACAGCUGGACCCUCAACACUCUGGUCACACUGCUGUCAUACAGCCUGCAGGCCACCCCCACUACUAAUGAUGUCAGACAAGACCAGGCCACUGCUGAUGAUGUCAUACAGGCCAUGCCUACCCUCAAAGAACAGGCCAUACAACUCACGACUGACAGUCUGCAGACUACUGAUCAAUUACUACUGAAAUACAUCCUAUUCAAUAAGGUCGAGCAGCACAACGUGACCACCAGUGUCAUGGACCUACAGACCACUCACCACGACCGUGGUCUAACCACAGUCAUCAGCUCUGGCUCGGCCACCUUCUACCUGCCUGACUCCCUGGACCUGGUCCUGUACGGUCGUAGGAGGAGAGAAACCGAAAAUGGAAAACAGAGUCUCUGUGUCCUCAGCCAGCUGACCACAUUCACGCACAACCUCUACUUCUGGACCAAGACACCUGUACUGCUGAGUGGGCCAGUGAUUGACCUGACCCUGUACAACUGCAGCACAAGGAGAGAGAUUCCAGUACGUUCACUCUCCCAACCAAUCAACAUUGAGUUCCCCAAAACACCUAGAAAUGUAAGUUCUUUAUCGGAGUUCACUCUCCUGCGUAGCCAGGUGAACUACCACGGUUUGAACAUUACCCAGCAGGCCUUGCAGGAGGCCAUACUGGUCAGUGUGGAAUUCACACGGCCCCCCAACAAGACCUUUCCCAUCAUGCUCCUCUUCAGGAUGUUUGAGAGGCCGACCCCAAGCUUGUAUCACAUCCACAGCAUCUAUCACUGGGACGGAAACACCACUUACAUCAUCCUGCCUCCAUCAUACCUCACUGCUGCAGGGACAGGCUACCUGGCUCUACUCAAUGCUGACUACAAAAAGACCCCCAGACACAAGUACAUGAGCAGACAAGUGAACUACACAUUGAGACUGGAGACCAGCCAGUGUCUGUCCUGGGACCACCAGGAGGGCUGGACACACACCAGCUGCACACCUCAACUAGGAUUAACCUCACACACCAGGGUCAACUGCAGCUGUAGCCACUUGAGCCCAUUGACCGUGGUCCAGCAGCAGAUCCAGAGCAGCCAUGAUGACUCAGCAGACCUGGCCCAGUUCAUCAGUCUCCCCAGUGAUUUGACGGUGGUGUGUGUGUGUGUGGUGUGUGUGUGUCUGUAUGCUCUGGGCAUGGUGGUGUGUAAGAGAGCUGACCUCAUCUCAGAGAGGAACCAGGGAGUCUACUACCUGUCUGAUAACGCUCCUUUAGACACACACCUCUACUCUGUUACUAUACACACCGGCCUCCGCUCCUCACCCAGUAUGACCGCCAAGGUCCAUAUUGUGCUGUAUGGGGAGGAUGGGGUGUCACAGACCAGACAACUACAUGACCCAGAAUGCUAUCUGUUCAGAAGGAACUCCAGGAACACCUUUAUACUGAGUACUGUAGACAGUCUAGGCCCUCUGUGGGGGCUGCACCUGUGGCAUGAUAAUACUGGCCCCUCCCCCACCUGGUACCUCAGACAGGUGGAGGUGUGUGAGGUGAAGGGCAAGGGGCGGAGCUGGCUGUUCCUAGGCCAGUGUUGGUUGGCUGUUGAUGAGGGUGACAGACAGGUGGAGAGGAGACUCAGGGUCUGUGAUCAGGGGCCAGGAUUCACCAAGCUGCUGUAUCUGAAGCUGUCAGAGUACCUGUCAGACUUCCACCUGUGGUUGUCUGUGUACUGUGGUCCCUCCCCUAGCGUGUUCACUCACACACAGCGCCUCAGUGUGUGUCUGCUGCUGCUGCUGGGGUACAUGUGUGUCAACACGUUACUCAUAUCUGGCCUCGAUGACCAAUACACCUCAGAGCUGGGCAUCAUCGACGUGUCUACCGUUUCCCUAACGACGGGGUUGCUCAGUGCACUGGCUGUGUUGCCCGUAGCGUCCGCGCUGUCCUUCCUGUUCCGUCAGCGUGAGGUCAGAGUAAAGAGGUCAGAGGUCAAACAGAACAUGGUCAGACUGCCAGACAUCUACUCUAUAGAAGCUGAUGCGCUGAUUGUGAGUGACUGUGUGUUUGACUCUCUCUCCUGGAACAAUCUGCAGCAGUGUGCACAGGAGGCCUGGAGGAAGAAAUAUGAGGGCUCAGUGCCGAAUAGGGAUCUGGUAACUCAAAGAGGAGAUCUGGUAAUACGGGGCAGUCAGGAUCUGGUAAGGGAUCUGCUGACCCAGGAGAAAGUCUCCUCAGAUUGCAACUCCAGUGGUUUUGACAGCUUGCUUGGCAGGUUGCUAGGCAACAGUGUCCCAGACAACAACAGCAUUAGCAAGGAGAGGGAUCGUAACCUCAACGAUAGCUCCAAACUGCUAGGCAGCAACCAGGUGGGCAACAGUACCAGCAGAUGUUUAGGGGGCAGGCUUAGCCCUCUAGCCCGCUGGAGUCACCUCCUAGCCUGGGUACUGUGUUUGGCGCUGGGCCUCUCCUCUCUAGUGGUCACUAUCGUCUUGGGGAUCAGGUUCAGCAGCAGUAAGACUUUACUGUGGAUCCAUUCUGUCUUCUUCUCCCUGCUCUCCUGUGUCUUCCUCAUCCAGCCAGCCGUGAUCCUUGCCGUGGCUGUGGUGGUCUCCUUCUGGCGCAGGAAGCGUCCGGACUUCUCAAGUUUCUCAGGAGUUCCUGGGUUUCAGGCAGAAACUAUGAAACUGUGGACCCAAGAUGGCUCCUGUGUCCCAGAGCUCUUCCUGCUCAGCCCUCCUCAUCCACCCCAGGAGAGAUGCUCUCACUUUGACAGGGUGCUGGCGGCCCGUCGGAGGGCUCGGUAUCUGCGUCUGGUACGCCCACCCACUUCUGGGGAGCUGAGGAGGACAGGGGGGAGGAAGAGGAGAGAAACACUCAUUCGCAAAACACUCAGAGAGAUGGCAGUGUGCGUGUCCAUGCUGUUCCUCCUACUGUGUGUAACCUAUGGCAGCUCCUUUAGAGACCAGUAUCACCUCAACCAUGCCGUCCGAACACAGUUCACCAGGAGCCCACAUAACCCCUUCCUGUCCAUCCAAACGCAUGAGGAGUGGUGGAACUGGACCUUAACCAGUGUACUGGAUGGUCUGGACUGGGACACCUGGUAUAACAACAUAUCAGCAACUGGGAAGGCAGGUGCUGUCCAGGGAACAUGUAUUCUGAUAGGAGAGCCCAUCUUGAGGAAGAUUGAUGUUUCCAACGCAUCCCAAUGCCAGGUGCCUCCUGUAAUGGCGACCUUGUUCCCAGAAUGCCUCACGGAAAGAGUCUCUGGGAUGGCGUUACCGAUGGAGGUCGGACUUCGUCUCUGCGGUCAACUCCAGUGUUACACAGGAACUGGGACCACAGUACGACUGGGUCUAACACGGUCAGAGAUUGUGUCCAGGCUAGAAUCCCUGAGGUCCGCUGGCUGGCUGGACAGACUAACAGUAGCCAUGGCAACCCAGUUCACCCUCUACAGCCCCCACACCAACCUGUUCAACAGUGUGAACCUGAUGGCCGAGAGAUUACCUGGUGGAGCUUUGCACACCUCCGCCCGUGUCCAGUCAGCUAGGGUCUACCAUUCACCUACUGUAUGGGACUACUUCAGUAUGGCAUGUCAGCUCCUUUUCCUCCUCGUCUCUCUGGUCCAGCUCGUCCUCCAGAUCUGUUCUGCUGGAGAGAAAGGCAUGCUGGGAUACUUGAGAGACCCCCAGAGUUGGCUCCAGGCUAGUAUACUCCUGGUAACCCUGGUGUACUACAUCUACUACAUCUAUCAGUCCAUUUUGACUCUGGAGGUCGUUGACCUGCUGCAGCGACACGACUUCAGGAUGCAUGUGGAUGUCAGCUUACUGUCUAUCUGGGAACAGCACACCCAUACACUGCGUGGCAUACUGCUCUUCCUCCUGGUGGUGCGGUGUCUGUGUUUGUCGGGGGUUAACAGAACCAUGGCCGCCUCAGUGACUCUACUCAGACUCGCCUUCUCCAGACUUCUCUGGCCAAUGCUGUCAGGAGUUGUCCUGUUGGUGGCUCUGUCCUCUGUGGGAAACCUGCUGCUCCUGAGGAGGUCCUGGGGGUCCAGCUCCCUGCCCCACUCCGUCUUCACACUCCUGUCUCUCUCCAGGGGCCAACUGGGCUCCCGGGCCCACUCCCUGCCCGUGGCCUCUCAGCCCCACCAGCUCCACAGCCCCAACAGCCUGUCUUUGUCUUUCUACCAUGGAGCUCUCUGUCUCACCCUCACUGUGGCCUGGACAGCAGUGUUGACUGGAAUCGUCUCCUCGUUAGUGAGAGCUGCUAAACUAGCUGGUAGGAGGAGGUGCCUACUGACUCUCUGUGACGUGGUUGGCUACGUCAGGGGUCGGGCAGCUGUGCUCAUUGGCCAACGCAGACAGAGAUGGACAGAUAGCCAUGCCCACAGGAGAAGUUUUUACCUGGAGGAAUUUGAGAGCCUGGUGGAUGAGCUGCAGUUUAGACUAAAUGCCUUCUCUAACAGUCUGCACCACACCCUACAUCCUAAAGAUAUCUUCUCCCCCACCCAGAGCCCCUCCAGCCUGGCCUCACAGCGCUCUGCUGCCAGUGAAACAGCACACGUGACUGAAGAAACACUUCUCAAUGCUCCCCCUGACAUCACCAACCUCCCACUGACCUCCAGGGAACACUCACCUGACGCACACCACUACAGGUCUCAGCUCGAAUUGGAGACCCUCCACCAUCUGCAGCAGUCAGGCCAGAGGAGGCAGACCCCAGCCCCAGCUGGGGGACUCUCAAGUAGGAUUGGGCCAUCCGUCAGUCCCCUGCAUAGUGGAGCACCAGGGUGGAUCUCCCGAGAGCACCCAUCAGACAGAAAACUCCAGAUCUCCACCUCCAUAGGGGGGCCAAGCUACCUCUCCUCCCCAGAUUUGGUGCACCUAGAUGAGGCUCGGACAUGGGACAACAUGCCUCAGAUCCAGAGCCUAACAGGCUGGAUAGAUAAUCAGAUGGUUAAGACUGUGGUUCUGGAGAAUCAGAUCAGCCACUGGACCACGGUCGGUCGGUCUGGUAAGAAGAGCCACAGAAGUCCCAGAAACACCCAAUGGGCUACAGUAGAGGGGCCCAGCUCCAGAUAUACCACUGCUUCUGGGGUGAUGGAGGGCCAUGGAGGGCCACACAUUGCUUUGGUGGAGGUUAUGGUCCAUGGGAGCCCGGAGACUGAGCCAGAAGAGGAGGGAUUCCUAGGGACAGUCAGACAGUGCUGGGGUUGACACUGUAUGUCGAGUCUAAUGAAUGAAUGAAUGAAAAAUGAAUUAUCUUCAUCAAUUUGCUAUUCAAGAGGGAUAUUGUGAAAAAAUUAUGUUUAUAUACUCUGUGUGGAGGGAAUCAGGCUUAAUUACAAGUAUUCAGUAGGCCACUGCUUGUGUCACCAUGUCUAUUUUCAAAAACAUUAAAUAAACAAUCUGCCCUGGUUGUAAAACAAAUAAAUAAAUGGUGUGUAAAAUACAUUCUCAAAUAAAUGGUGUGCAGGUUAGGGUGAGGGGAGCGCACACUGUUUCUUGAAAGAACGAACAUUACAACAUGGCUCACUGACUAACUCAUAUGUUUACAGGACAGUUGCAUUGUUGCAGCAAUCCAGAGACGUCCUUGCACAAUAAAUAAA
Molecule: messenger RNA, 11766 nt
Organism: Oncorhynchus gorbuscha (pink salmon)
Lineage: Eukaryota; Metazoa; Chordata; Actinopteri; Salmoniformes; Salmonidae
Product: polycystic kidney disease 1 like 1
Exons: 60
Coding region: 44-11374 (3776 amino acids)
Biological process (GO): detection of mechanical stimulus; kidney development
Cellular component (GO): membrane
Molecular function (GO): protein binding; calcium channel activity
Source: RefSeq, a predicted model, not a curated record